This is a messenger RNA of Dendrobium catenatum, 3273 nucleotides long. Its product is annotated as phosphatidylinositol 4-phosphate 5-kinase 6-like. Gene Ontology annotation, molecular function: ATP binding; 1-phosphatidylinositol-4-phosphate 5-kinase activity. The record is from RefSeq and is a predicted model, not a curated record. NCBI's taxonomy places the organism in Eukaryota, Viridiplantae, Streptophyta, Magnoliopsida, Asparagales, Orchidaceae. The transcript is spliced from 7 exons. The coding region runs from base 207 to 2522 and encodes 771 amino acids. Gene Ontology annotation, biological process: phosphatidylinositol metabolic process.
UAAGCGAGAAGACGAACAGAACUUUUCACAGGGAAGCCCGGGAACAUCUCAAAUCCCAUCUCUUUCCUAUGAUUCUUCAAUCAAAAAGCCAAAACAAACAAACAGACAAUCACCACAAAAAAAUCGCACCUUUCCAUUCCCCCAACCUUCAUUAAUGGCGAAGAACAAACCUGAAGAAGAAUCCGACGCCGAAAUCUAACCAAAUAAUGUACAAGGAUAGCAACAACCAACGCGUAAAGGCGUGGGAGUCGACAGUCCGGCGAGCCCAAUUCUUAAACCAGCAGCAAUUCGGCCGCCGCCGCCGCGGCUUCCUCUUCUCCCCCAUGUCCGUCGCCCCUGACGACGACGAAUCCUCUGACCCCAACAACACCUCCCCCUCCACCUCCACCAACACCCCCGAAUCCUCCUCCUCCUCUUCUUCCGACCUCAUUGGCGACCUCUACUACGCCGAGCGCCUGCUCCCAAAUGGCGAUUUUUACACCGGCCAGUGGUCCUCCGCCGGAAUCCCUCACGGCAUCGGUAAGUAUCUCUGGACCGACGGAUGCAUGUACGAAGGCGAGUGGCAACGAGGCGUCACGACUGGUCAAGGCAAGUUCUCUUGGCCUUCUGGUUCGACUUAUGAAGGCGAGUUCAAAGCCGGGUUCAUGGAUGGUUAUGGCACUUACACAGGUUCACUUGGAGAUACUUAUAAGGGAGCUUGGUCCAUGAACCAUCGCCAUGGAUAUGGGACCAAAUCUUACUCCAAUGGCGAUUACUAUGACGGGGAAUGGCGUUCUGGUUUGCCCGACGGCCACGGCCGGUAUAUUUGGACAAACGGGAACGAAUAUUCAGGGCAAUGGCAAGACGGAGUUAUUAAUGGAAAAGGUUCGUUUACUUGGGCCGGCGGAAACAGGUUCGACGGCGGGUGGGAAGAUAGUCGACCCGUCGGCUCGGGUAGGUUCCGGUGGGCGGACGGCAGCCUUUACAUUGGAUUGUGGAAUAAGGAUUCGGAGGAAGAGCAGGAAGGUUUAUAUUAUCCUUCACAUACUGCGGCUGCUUCAUCUCAGCGCAACCCAAAGGAGUUCUUUUUAACCGCCUUAAGAGAAUGCAAGAUCUCCCCUUCCGAAACCGUAUCUAUUCUUCCAUCGCAGAAAUUGCUCAACUUCUCCGACGGGAAGCUUCCGCCGCCGGCGUGGCGUCGGGUUUCUGCGGAUUCGGCGGCAGCAGAACGUCAGAAAAGGGCGAACGGGAGGAAGCAUACUGUGAUUGGGAUUAAUGGCAAUGGGAAGAUAUGGGACUCAGAUGAGGGUGGAGAGGAGGGGGUAGGCGAGGGAAGGAGGUCAUCUUCAUCAUCAUCAUCGAAGAAUCAAUUGCCGGUGAUGUUGUCGCCGAAGCCGGCGAGGAAACAGGGGGUGACAAUAUCGAAGUGGCAUAAGAAUUAUGAGCUCAUGCUUAAUCUGCAGCUUGGAAUACGACAUGCCGUAGGAAGACAACCAGGACAACCAACAACGCUUGAUUUGAAAUCUUCAGCCUUUGAUCCCAAAGAGAAAGUCUGGACAAAGUUCCCUCCUGAAGGCACAAAGCAUACACCUCCACACCAGUCUUGUGACUUCAGAUGGAAGGAUUACUGCCCUUUGGUUUUCAGAACACUGAGAAAACUUUUCAAGGUUGAUGCAGCUGAUUAUAUGAUUUCAAUAUGCGGAAACGAUGCUCUUCGAGAGCUUUCAUCACCAGGAAAGAGCGGAAGCUUCUUUUAUCUGACCAACGAUGAUCGUUACAUGAUUAAGACCAUCAAGAAAUCUGAAGCUAAAGUGCUCAUUCGAAUGCUUCCAGCCUACUACAACCAUGUCCGAUCUUUCGAGGAUACUCUAGUAACAAAAUUUUUUGGUCUGCAUUGUGUGAAAUUGACCGGUGCUGCGCAGAAGAAGGUGAGGUUUGUCAUCAUUGGUAAUCUAUUCUGCUCUCAAUACGCCAUUCACAGGCGUUUUGAUCUUAAAGGAUCUUCCCACGGUCGCAUAACUGAUAAACCUGAAUCCGAGAUUGAUGGUACCACGACAUUAAAGGACCUCGAUUUAAAUUUCAUAUUCAGAUUGCAAAAACCUUGGUCACGUGAAUUCCGGAGACAAAUAGACAGGGAUUGUGAAUUCCUAGAACAGGAGAGGAUCAUGGAUUACAGUCUACUGGUGGGUGUUCAUUUCAGAGAUGCAGCAUUCGACAUGGGAUGUCCAAGUCCUUCCAUAUUAGACUCCAAUCUUACUGUUGCAGAGCGAUUAGGUGUCAAUCAGCAAGCAAGAGUUGAGCUGACGAUAAGAAGGAACGACUAUGAAACACAGUUGAUCGGCGAACCGACCGGCCAGUGCUAUGAUGUUAUAUUGUUCUUUGGUAUAAUAGACAUUCUUCAGGACUACGAUAUCAGUAAGAAACUAGAGCACGCUUACAAGUCCAUUCAUCUUGAUCCAACCUCAAUAUCUUCAGUCGAUCCCAAGCAAUAUGCAAAACGUUUCAGAGAUUUCAUAUUCAGAGCUUUCAUAGAAGACACAUGAAGCAUUUGUGUACAUAUAAACAUAUAACAUCUGUGGCAAGCGCUCCUGCAAUCUGUUCAUGUCUGAGGCUUCGUUUGGUUCCCCCCAACAUUUUUUUCGUUCUUAAACGGAUGUAUUACAACGGAGAAUCAGAAUUUUUUUUGUCUCAGAUCCACGAAAAUACAUAGGUGUAGCAAAAGGUGUUUUGAAAAAGUUGCGUAAACAAACAGUAAAAUAGUAACUUUUUCACCGAUUGAAAUCGAAAAUGGAAAACUUACGGCGAACCAAACAAGGCCUGAACUGAAGUGACAAAGAUUCAGAACCAUCAUCAACAGAGCUGCUCAGCCUGCCUUUUGCCUCUCAGCCGCUACGCCGUCUGUAAAUUAUCACCACGGACAACGAUCAGAGCUUACAGAGCGGCGAUCGGAGCACUUCGCUCGUGGCUUGAAGUAACUGCUCAGCUAGUGAUUCAACAUGAAAUAUGUGCAUAAAUGAUGAGUUGCAUAUUUACUCUUACUGAUAUAUGUUUCAUUGAGUACAGUGAGCAAGCAAGCCAGCUAGUGUUGGUAAAUUAUACACCACAGGGUAAACUUCUGCAACAUAACCAUUCUUUUUGUAGUUAGUUUUGUUUCUUCUCCUCAUUACCUCAUAAAGAACACUGAAGUUUUGUGGACAAAUGGAGAAAUAAACUUGUACAGGAGACUCAUUCUUUCAUUUACAGUCACCAGUCUCUUCUUCUGUAACUAUGAAUACAACUUAGUCUGUUUCAGCU